Meira miltonrushii is the source of this 807-nucleotide messenger RNA. RefSeq lists its product as uncharacterized. Lineage: Eukaryota; Fungi; Basidiomycota; Exobasidiomycetes; Exobasidiales; Brachybasidiaceae. Gene Ontology annotation, cellular component: mitochondrion; mitochondrial intermembrane space. The record is from RefSeq and is a predicted model, not a curated record. Bases 1 to 807 code for a protein of 268 amino acids. The transcript is spliced from 2 exons.
AUGAACGAAUUUCAUCGUUCCCCUACAUCUACAAGGAGCAAUCAGCUUGCCAAACCCUCAAAUCAAAAUGAUAAACUCGGUUCAGCAGCUGUAGAAACACCUCUAACUCCGCCAUCGGUUCGUAAUGUUUCACCUUCGAUAUGUUUGAAUAUGGUUCAAUUCAGAGCAUUGAUGCAAGAAUAUCGAGCUUUAGACGAUAGCGUUACCACAAGAUUGAACAGAACACUAGCAAACACAAGAUCUUCUGGAUUAAAUUCUUCACCUUCAAUACUUAGUGGACAUGUUCCUUCAAACACAUCACUAGAUUUGGGCAAAUCCACUUAUGCAAUCGCUCCCGAACAAGCUUGUUUGCAAUUCUGGCGUGAGCUUGUGAAUGUAUGGAUAGGGAGAGAAGAAGUGUUGAAAUACUGUUUGCAGGUGGAAGAACGAAGUAGGAUACAGCGAACUGCACCAAUCGCAACAUCAGUGGCGGGGUCAGGAAGAGAAGAGUGGUUAUUGGAUAGCGAUGUCGAAAGGGAAAGAAGACAAAAUGGCCUGCCCGCUUCAGCUCAACCCACACAGAGGAAGAGCAAAUAUGAUGCCUUUGAUUCCCGUGCUUCAAGAACAGAAGACAGUGCAGAAACUUUACGCAGACAAAUGAAGAACGAACUAUCAGUGGAAGCUAUCAUAAGGAAGCGUUCUCUUGACGUCUUCAAAUCUCGUUGUCGAUUCUUCACCCCUACUUUUUCUGAAGGUGUAAGAGGAGAACAAGAACGUGCUAUGUGGGAAGGCAAGGACACAAAAGCAGGCGAACAAGCUCGAAGAUAG